Molecule: messenger RNA, 5976 nt
Organism: Camarhynchus parvulus
Lineage: Eukaryota; Metazoa; Chordata; Aves; Passeriformes; Thraupidae
Gene: EXPH5
Product: exophilin 5
Exons: 7
Coding region: 1-5976 (1991 amino acids)
Biological process (GO): positive regulation of protein secretion; multivesicular body sorting pathway; intracellular protein transport
Cellular component (GO): endosome
Molecular function (GO): small GTPase binding
Source: RefSeq, a predicted model, not a curated record
AUGACCGCAGCGCCCCAGGGGCCAGAUCUCAGUUUUCUGAACGAGGAGGAAGCCAGGGCGAUUUUCCAGGUCCUGCAGAGGGACGCGGAGCUCCGGCGGGCAGAGAAGGACAGAGUCAGCAAACUUCUGAAGAGAAAGAAGUCUGAAAAAGGGCUGCAGGGAGUGACCGGAGAAUGGUUUGAAGAAAUAAAAAGAAGAAAAUUUCAGAAUUACAUUGAUGUCAAUAGAAUGUUAAAACCACCAUUAGAGCAUCAGCUAAGGAAGAGCAAAACCACCAUUAGUCAUUAUAAACCAGUAUGUCACAAAGUCUGUCCAAAAAUGUCAAAACUGGAUUUACCUGACAUAAAAGAUCAUAAAGAAAUAAAAAUGUCAUCCCGCACAAAUCCUCAAGCACAAAAGAACACUUCAGCUUCCUUUCUGGGAUUCAGAUCACCUUUUGCUUGGCUUUCCUCCUUUAGAAGAUCAAGGAAAACCCAUACUCAGAAGCAACCACGAUAUGACAGUUCUGCUAGCCCACCCUCAAAAGUGGAAGAAAUGGCAACGGCUGAAAUGUGUAAUUCCCCAAUGUCAGCUGAAACAAGUGAUCAAUCUUUUGAUACAAACCAAAAUGAAACAGUGGAGAAAAGUACACUGGAAUGGAAUGAACAGCUAGAGAAGGAGAUUUUCAGUGUUCUAAGUGAUCUGGAUGACCAACUGGCCCAGGAACAAACCCAAGACCCUUUGGACAGGAUUGUUUCCACAAGCAGUACAUCAAAUGUCCAAAGUAGUAGCCCAUUCCCUACUUCAAAGAGGCAGACUGUUAGCAGGGGGCAACAGAGGAAUGACUGGAGUGACUUGCCUAGCGCAUUUUUCCCAGAUGGAAUGAGAACACUAAGGGCCAAAGAUGAACACAAGAUUUUCAUCAGACCAAGGAAGUUACAGAGUGCAUAUAUAAACUGGCACCAAACAGCUUUUCAAGAGGAUUGCAGCUGUGGUGAUGCAGUGGAAGGGAAUCCCCGUCUGCACCGCAGGAGGCUGUCUGCGGUGUCCUUCGGGCGGUCUUCCGAGGGGAGCUUAUAUCCCCCUUCCGUAACGCACAACAGUGGAUUUAGGCACAAGGCUUGUAUGAACAGGGAUACAGCUGGCAGAAGUUACUCUGUGUGUUCCCUUCGGAGAUGUCCAUCAUCAGUAUCUUCUGAUCAGCUCUCAGCAUCCAGUUUACAGCAUCCAUUGGCAAGGGAGAGCAAGAAUGGUUUUGUACCAAGGUUUGGUCGACAGAACCCAAAGAGAAUUCCUCUGUCUUCCAUUGUAUGGAACAACACACCAGACUCUUCAGAACAAGCUCCAGAAACAAUGUUCAGAACUCAAUCACUUAUGGAGUUUCAUGCUACAGAUCAUGGUAGAUAUCCCAGCUCUUUACUAGAAACUAAGAAAUACCCAAGUUACCACUCAAAACACCACUACAGAAGAUCUAUUUCAAGCAGUAAUUGCUUUAGCAGAGUUAGUUGCCCUGACAAAGCUACUUCUCCAUUGCCCUUUGAUAACUGGGAAAAUUAUCCUAUAUACAAAUCAGAAAAUAAUCUCUCUCGAUCCUACUAUAGAGACACCACUUCUCAUGGGAAGCUGUAUGCAAACCAAAAAAAUUCUUAUGGAAGAAAAGACAGCUAUCCUUCCUGGGCUGAUAUUCCUCAGUGUUACAGCGAUGAUGUGUUUAUUUCCCCUGAUGCCAGCUUUGAAGCUUUUAUGGCUAAUUUAAAUGACCAGCAGUGGGCACAUGCAAAGAAUGCCAAGUUUGGUUCACAGCGCCUGCAGAAUGAUUUUCACAUGUACUCUCCAGAAAAUACAAGUGUCAAAAGGAUGACAAGAAGUGCAAACAGAAAUUUUUCAGAAUUCACUGAGGGCUGUCAGCCUUGGCUAAGUUGUACAUCUUCUGUUUCUUCAUCUGGUAUCAGAACUGAUGAGUCAGUCUUUCCCAAUUCAAAGAACCAACCAGAACCUACAAGACUGAACAGGAAUUCAGUUGUUGUUACCCAAAGGAGUACAAAGGCAGACUUUACACACCUGGAAAAGGCUGAAGGUGUGAAACAGCCAGAUGAAGAUAUGCUGUUACCGUCAGUUCCUCAACAAGCAGAUACAAGCUACAUCAACGCACGGAGUUUUUCCCCUAACAGCCCAGCUUCUGCCAUGUGGCAAAGAGAUGUAUCUCUCUUUAACACAAUGACAUCAAAGAGACAAGCCCAAGCCACUGCCAGAGGAGAUACUGCAAAAAUUUAUACAUCAAAUGGUGAAAAAAGAAAUGUAGAAAUGAAGGAAAAUGAUUGCCCACCCAAUAGUGCUUUCAGUCAGCCUCCUUGUAUUUUGCCAGCUGAUGGGAGCAGGAAGGAACCUUUUCUUCCAAAUCAGAAAGAAUGGGAACCUAAUCUGCAUUAUGCAGCACAAAAAGAGAGCAUCAAACAGGAUGGAUGGAGUGCAGAAGCCCUUAACAAAGCUACUCCAAAGAGACACUCCUCACUACUGAAUGUUACUUCUGCUCUAUCCACUGAAAAAUUAGCAAACUGUCAAGGCAUGUUGUCCUGUCCUCCUGAGCUCUCAUCUUUCUCACAAAACUCCCCCCAAGCACUUUCUCAUAAAGACAAUGCUAAAUGCUUAGGAACACUUGCUAGCUCUUCGGUAAAUAGCACUGUUACUGAAUCUCAAGCAGAAGGGGGGAAGACAGCUGAAGUGAGUAGGACAAGUGUUAGCAAAGAGAUUUCACAGAAAACACUGCAAAAAGCAAGCACUUUAGUUACUAAGGACUGUAAUGGACAAUUCACUACUAGUUCUCCACGAAAUGGAAAUUCUGGAAAUACUUAUAUGUGUGGCUUUGAUGGAGAACCCAAUACUUCUGAAAAUAGUUUAAGUUACUUUUGCCUUGAAAAAGGAACUGAAAAAAUGAAGAGUACUUCACCUUGUAUUAGAAGAAUUCACAAGCAAGACAGCUCACCAAGACAUAGCAGUAGCUGUAGCAUUACUGGCUCCCCUGGCAGAAACAGCUCCAAAUCUUCUGACCCUCUUGUUAUUUAUUACACUUUGCCUAGAAAAUCAGCUAGCAUUGCUGGUAGUAUUAUGUCAGAGACGCCCAUCUCUUUACCUAGAGAAAGCAGAGCAACAUAUGAUUGUUUAAGGUCUGAAACUCUGCAUAGAGCUGACACCUCUUAUUCUAAUCAAGGAGAUGUGUCUUGUUUAGAUCCAAAAUGUUCCUUUCUAACAUCAGCAUCAUUAAAUGCUGCCACAAGUAACAAAGAUUACCACAGUCCUUUAAGCAAAAAUAGUAAUGAUUCAGUAAGUAGCAGUACAUCAGUUGAUCUGACAGACAGAUGUAAAUAUCUAAGUAGAAGAGAAUCCUCUGUGUUUUCAGAUUAUAAGGAAGGGGGAAAUUUUUUGCAGAAAUACAAAACCACAAGCACAUUUACAGUUUGUGUUGAUGAAGAUCAUGUCAAGUAUCAUGAACUAGUUUCAAUUUAUUACACACUACCACGGAGGCAUUCAAAAACAUUUUGUAGCCUCUUUAGAGGUAAUUCAGAGGAUGCAGAUUUACCUUGUCCCAAAGAAACUGCUCAGUCACCAAGUAUACAAAACAAGAAAAAUGAAGGUCAUGUGAGCUUAGCAAAUGGUUUUUUUCCUGCUACUUCAGAAAAAGAGGUGCCUUCAUAUUCUUCUGACCAAGUAUCUUCAGUUCUGGUCACACCUCAGAAUUUAAGAACUGCUGUUGAUAGUGAAGAAGAGAAAUCUCAUUUAUCCCCUAGCUCUGAGAAACCAGUGAGUGUGGUACCUAACAAGAAAGAUAAUUCAGCAUGUCUUCCAUUAGCAGAAAACGUACUUUCUGAUGUGGUGGCAAAAGAAAUUUCUUUUGGUGGCCCACAAUCCACUGCAAUAGUGGCUAAGUCAGGUAAGGCCAUUUCUGAUGCUUCAAGGAGCCAAAAGGCAGAAAUACAUGUAAAAGAAAAGAAGGAAAUUUUACAAAGAGCCACACCACUAAUGUCCACUUUAUCAACCCCUCCCAAGCCAGCCAGACAUUUAGAGAAGCCUUUAUAUUCUGAUUCAACAAAUAAAAAUAUUUUGCAGAAGGGAAGCUCUGAAACUUGCUCUCAGCCCCCAAAAGUGAACAAGAAAAAUCUGAACAGUUUAUUCAUGCGCUCCAAGGGGAAGAGUUCCCUUGGAAGGAGUGGUAACACAGAGCAUGCUGAUGUGCCACUUACUCCUGUGGAAGGUAUGUACAGGGAUAGUGCCCAAGUUAAACAGAGAGUAGAUGUCCUACACCGAACCACCCCUCUGUGUAAUAAUAAAUUUAGUGGACUGCAAUUAAGGGCUGACAGCUCAAGAAAAAAAGAGAAUGGUUCAAACUUUUGCAGCAAAGUGCUUCCAGAGUCUCCAAGCAAAGCAUCUGAGGUAAGCACAGCUUCCAGUGCUGAUCCAUUUCUUCAGCUAGACAAAGUGGCUAGCACAGAUGAAGUAAAGAAUUCAAAAACUAAAAAAGAGCAAAACUCACAGAGUUCUCAUAUCAGUAAAGUUUACAGUGGUUUUCAGGAAUCAGAGAGGCAUAUUGAGGGCAACCUGAACAUAAAAGAUAAAGUCCCCAGGGUUACACAAGAUCAGAACAUAACACAGAGUGCAGAAGAGGAGAACAAGCUUCUCUCUGACUGCACAAGAGACAAAGUCAAAGAUAUAGAGAAAAGGAAAAACAGACCUUCAAUUAAAAAUAAAUUGGCAGCUGUUUACAAAACAAGUCGUAAAUUUUCAAGUAAAAAUCUACCCCCCAAACCACACAUAAGUAACAUUUUUUCACAGAAUGAUGAAAGUGCUACUUCUUUAGAGGUCAACAUGUCCCUUGACUCAUUGAUUUCAAUGGAUUCCCACCAGCCAUUCCUGGAGUUGGACAAUGAAAAUUGGAAUCACAGUCUGAACUCUGACAAGAAUACUCCAAGACCAAGAACAGCUGAUAAUAAGAAGACUGAAAAUCAGAAUGAUCCUUCUUUGCUUGUUAACAGCAAAAGGAGGCCUUUUACAAGUUCAUAUACCCAGAAGGAAGCCAUCAGUCCUCAAAAAACUGCAGUGAAAGUGGAAAAUAGGCCAAGACUCACAACCCUAUUUCCAGAUAAAUCAGUAACCACAAGAAAUAAGAAUUCCCAAACACUUGAUCUCGGGUUAGAAAGCAAAAGCCAGCCCAUCGCUCCCAGUGCUACUACCUCAUACCCACUGGAUGAAGAGAAAGGAAGAGCUAGCUGUCAUACCUGUGCUCCUCCCUCACCACUUUUAACUGACAAAAACUCCAACACCUAUGUAAAUAGCUGCUUGCAGGCAGACACAUGUCCAGAGCAAAACCUGACUUCCCAGACAGUGCUUGGUCAGCGACAAAAUACCUCUCAGCCCACUGGCUUAGAAAACGCUAACCUCAAUAGCUAUCAGUUGUGCAAGAGCCGUGCAAAAAGUCAGCGUGAGCGUCACCUCUCCGAGGGCAUUUGUUCUCGAGAUUGCCUUGAGACCUCUGCCUCAGGAAGCAAUAUUCUACCCAAAGAUGGCAUACAUGGGAAGAGAUUUAAAUCUUACUCAGAGCUGUUGUCUUGUGAUGAGAAUGAAAACUGGGCGUCAGACGAUGAGAAAUGUUACAGCACCAGAAAUUUAAUGUACCCGUCUGUGGAAUUUGGUAUAUUUGGCAAAGAGCAACAACUGGCUUUCCUGGAAAACAUCAAGAGGUCACUCACAGAAGGGCGAUUAUGGAGACCAUGUCUUCUGAAUAACCCUGGUGCUUUCAGAGAUACAGAGAGCUCUUCUAUAAACAGGGCUGAGCUUCUGAGCUCGAGUUCUGCUGGGAGCAAAAUGUCAUCAGCUGCCUCGUCCCCCCGAGAGCUGACUGAUACCUAUGGGGAAGACCCAGCCACUUACUCGGACUCAGACAGUGAUACCACCACUGAUGAUGAAUAUUACCUAGAUGAGAUAGAUAAAGAAUCAGAGCUAUGA